Molecule: messenger RNA, 1317 nt
Organism: Acanthisitta chloris (rifleman)
Lineage: Eukaryota; Metazoa; Chordata; Aves; Passeriformes; Acanthisittidae
Gene: DONSON
Product: downstream neighbor of SON
Biological process (GO): nuclear DNA replication
Cellular component (GO): nucleus
Source: RefSeq, a predicted model, not a curated record
GACCUUCACUCGCCCAUUGCUGUGCCUGAUGCUCCCUCCUCGCCCAGCCAGGACUUCCCUGCAGACUGGAGCCUCAAAACACGGAUCCUCUUCGUGUCUCCCCACCCGUUCAGCUGGGCAGAACACCUGAAGGCUCAGGAGGAGGCUCAGGGCUUUGUUCAGCACUGCAGAGCCACGGAGACCACCCUGCCCCGGAGCCUGCAGGAGCCCAGGCUGUCCACGGAGCUGCGCUGUGCCUUCCAGCAGAGCCUGGUCUACUGGCUCCACCCCUCGGUGCCCUGGCUGCAGCUCUUCCCCAGGAUUGGGGCCGACAGGAAAAUAGCUGGAAAGGCUUGUCCCUGGGCACAGGACGAGGCCCUGCAGCAGGUGCUCAUGAGUGACUGGUCCAUGAGCUUCACCUCUCUGUACAACCUGCUGAGGGCCAGGCUGUGCCCAUACUUCUACGUGUGCUCGUACCAGUUCACAGUGCUGUUCCGAGCGGCAGGGCUGGCGGGCAGUGCCACACUCUGCGCCCUGCUGGCACCCACCACCAGGGGCCUCAGGGAGGCCAUGAGGAGCGAAGGCAUAGAGUUCUCCUUACCUGUGGUGGAGGAAAGAGCCAGGAGACAGAGGAGCUCCGGGGAGAACGUGGAAGCAGAAGUGUCUGGUGGCCCCAGGGCAGGCAGCAGUGGGGAGGAUGCAGAGGAAUCAGCUCCCAAUGAUGAUGAUGAUGAGAGUUUCUCUUGGCUCGAGGAGAUGGGAGUCCAAGACAAGGUGAAGACCCCAGAUGCUAUCUCCAUCCAACUCCGCAAGGAGAAGCAGGAGGUGCAGAUGGAUCACAGACCUGAGUCCCUGGUGCUGGUGACAGGCACCAACACCUUCACCCUGCAAAUCAUCACCUGCAGGAGCCUGGUGGCAGUGGCAGGGCCCCAGGCAGGGCUGCCCCCAACACUGCUGUCUCCCGUGGCUUUCCGGGGGGGCACGAUGCAGACGCUCAAGGCUCGCAGUUCCAGUGCCCGCGCCAGGGCCCGCGGGGGCUACGAGGACGUGUUCAGCCUGGAGGUGGUGGGACCUGUGCUGCCCCAUACCCUGCACUCCCUAACAGCUCUGCUGGGCUCGGCGCAGCGCGGAGCCUUCCGCGCCCUGCUGUACCCACACGGACCCAGCACCGCCUUCAACACCCCCACAGCUGUGCCCGGGGAAGCUGUGCCCCAGGAUCUCUCUGCGUGUGGGCUGCAUCCCAAGACUUUGGAUCACCUGAGUCAGUGCCCUACACUGGGAAAAUCUUCCAUCCGCUACCUGGAAAUGAAGGAUUAUGCCUACACCUGGAAGGUCUAG